This is a messenger RNA of Pollicipes pollicipes, 1302 nucleotides long. Its product is annotated as TRAF2 and NCK-interacting protein kinase. Bases 1 to 1302 code for a protein of 433 amino acids. Lineage: Eukaryota; Metazoa; Arthropoda; Thecostraca; Pollicipedomorpha; Pollicipedidae. The transcript is spliced from 9 exons. The record is from RefSeq and is a predicted model, not a curated record.
AUGGGUCCGCCCCCGGCCCGGCUCUGCUUCCCCAGCAUCGGACGCGCUCGUGGCCGCCUGGCGGGCACCGCGCUGACCUUGGACAAGGUCAGCCGGCAGUCGGGAAGCCAGCUGACGCUGGCGGGCACGGAAACUGCCCCGGAAGCAGGGACGCCGCAGGGAAAGAAGGAGCUGAAGGAGCUGAAGGCGUUCGAGCUGCUGGAGCAGGCGGCGGAGGACUCCAGCUUCUGCUCCAACUCGUCGUUCGUCAGCAAUCUGCUGCACGCAGCAAGUUCGACACCCGAGCGGCGGCCCGGCACCGGUCCGGUGGAGCUCUCCCCGCUGAUGCGGCGCGAGCUCGAGCAGUACGAGCUGGAGCAGCACGAGCUGGGGCAGAGUGAGUUGGAACAGCACGAGCUGGGCCGAAAUGUGUUCGAGAUCACGGCCGACUCCGCGGCCGACGAGGCCACGCUGACGCCGGAGCCGGGCGCGCGCGACGACAGCUCCGCCUGGGAGCCUCCCCCUGAGCGGCGACGGGGCGGCGGCGGCGCCAGCGCUCCACCCGAGCCGUUCAUCUUCGACCGCGCGGCGCUGGAGCGGCAGAAGGCGCUGCUCGACCGCGAGCUGGCCACCUUCCGCAGCGAGAACGCUCUGAUCGGCCAGCUGCGCGAAGAGGUGCGGCAGCAGAAGGCGCUGAUGGAGCAGCAGCGGGAGGAGUGGGAGCGCUGGACCCGGCAGGAGCGCGACAAGCAGAGCCGCCGCCUGGAGCAGGAGCGCCGCCAGCUGGCGGAGGAGCGCGCCGCCCUGGACCGCGAGAAGAAGCUGUUUGCCGAACAGUGGAAGCAGAAGGAGACGCCGCAGAUCAAGGUGCUCACGGCCAAGGUGUCGGAGCUGGAGGCGGAGCAGAAGCGGCGCGACGGCUCGUGGGCGCAGGAGACGACGCGCAUGCGCUCGCGCCUGGCCCAGCUGAGCCAGGAGCGUGACCGGCUGACCGGCCUGCUGCAGCAGGCGCAGCAGCAGCUGGCCCGGCGCAACGCCAGACAGUUCAGCGGUGCCGCCGCUGGGCAAGGGUCGAACGUCCCGGAGCGGUCCGCGGCGCGCCGAAAGCCGGCUCUCUCCCGCCAUCGCUCGGCUCCCGAUCUGGCGGACGGCGGAGGAAGCUCGACUUCGGUCUCCACCUUCGGAGGUCGCUCCAGUCGCACCAGCCUGCAGGACCAAACCGGCUCGAAGAAAAGCUCCGUUGUCGGCUCCAGGAGGAUGCACUGGUGGAAUGCAGAGCCGUUCGUCAGCUGUUGUAACUGGCCAGACUCGGAGCGUGGCUAA